AUGACCAAGCAGACGCCCACUUACGACGCGCUCAAGCUGCCCGAGCACAUCAAGACGGUUCUCCUGACGGGAGCGGGAGGUUUCGUCGGCCGCGAGGUCACCAAGCUCAUGCUCGACCUGUACCCGAACCUCCGCAUCAUUACGACGGACAUUGUCGAGCCUCCCCGCGUCAUUGACGACGAGAAGCGCCUGAAGGUCGUCAAGGCGGAUCUCGGCGAUGAGAAGCAGAUCGAUGCCCUGUUCGAGGGUGAAGAGGUCGGGGGUCUGAUUGCGCUUCACGGAAUCAUGUCCGGCGGUUCGGAGGCCAACUUUGAGCUCGGAUACGCUGUCAACGUCGACUCGCACGUCAAGCUGCUGGCCGCCGCCAGACGUCACUCGGAAAACGUCCUGAAGCGCAAGAUGGUGUACUGCUUCAUCUCCUCUCUGGCCGUCUACGGCGGACCGAAGUGCAAGCCAACAGACCACGUCGUUCCCUCCGACACGCCCAUCAUCCCGGGCACGUCUUACGGUGUCGAGAAGACGAUUUCGGAGCUGUACGCCUUCGACUACGGCCGCAGGGGAUACCUCGACACGCGCUCUCUGCGUCUCCCCACCGUCGCCAUUCGUACCGGUGCGCCCUCAACGGCCGCGUCGAGCUUCAUCUCGGGCCUGAUUAGGGAGCCGCUGCAGGGCCUGCCCUCCGUGUGUCCCGUCGCCGACGGGCCGGACGGGGAGCUCAUCGACGGCAUGCCCGUGUACCUCUCGCGCGCGAAGACGGUGUUCCGCAACAUUGUGUGGGGCCUGUGCAUGCCCGAGGACAACUUCAAGUACGGCAAGGGCGACCGCAGUAUCAACAUCCCGGGCAUUACCGUGACGACGCGCCAGAUUCUGGACGCGCUGAAAGAGCACGGGGGCGAGGAGGCCACCAAGCUCGUCAGCUUCAAGAAGGACCCGGCCGUCAUCGCCAUUUGUGAGACGUGGGCUGGAUCUUAUGACUGCGACGAGUUCCUCAAGAUGGGAUUCGAGGUCGACGACGCCCAGACGGGAUACAGCCUUGCGGUGGGCGACUUCAAGGAGGAGCUGGAACAGGAGCGUGCGGCAAAGAAGCCCAAGCUUGACGCGUAG
This is a messenger RNA of Trichosporon asahii var. asahii CBS 2479, 1104 nucleotides long. RefSeq lists its product as uncharacterized. The transcript has 3 exons. The record is from RefSeq and is a predicted model, not a curated record. The coding region runs from base 1 to 1104 and encodes 367 amino acids. NCBI's taxonomy places the organism in Eukaryota, Fungi, Basidiomycota, Tremellomycetes, Trichosporonales, Trichosporonaceae.